Messenger RNA from Closterium sp. NIES-65, 558 nucleotides. Lineage: Eukaryota; Viridiplantae; Streptophyta; Zygnematophyceae; Desmidiales; Closteriaceae. The record is from the annotation of a GenBank genome assembly.
AUGUGCAUAAUGUACCAGCUAGUGGAGCCGCUGACCGGCAAGACAUGGUCUCUCUCCGACUUUGACGGCCACCCGGCUCUCCUCGUCAUGUUCAUCUGCAACCAUUGCCCGUUCGUGGUUCAUAUCAAGUCGCAACUUGUUGCUCUUGGCAACGAGUACAUUUCCAAGCAUGGGCUAGCAGUGGUUGCAAUCUCGUCCAACUCGGUGCUCACCCACCCUCAGGACGGACCCGAUAAAAUGGCUGAGGAAGCCAAGCAGUUCAACUUCCCCUUUCCCUACCUCUAUGACGAGACUCAGGAGGUGGCCAAGACCUAUCACGCUGCCUGCACGCCAGACUUCUUUCUCUUCAAAAAGGACGGCCGCCGCCCCUUUGAGCUCGCAUACCACGGCCAGCUCGACGACUCCCGCCCCAACAACGGCCGCCCGGUCACCGGCAAGGACCUGCGUGCUGCUCUCGACUGCGUGCUCUCUGCACGACCGGUCCCCAGUGCGCAAAGGCCCAGCAUCGGCUGCAACAUAAAGUGGGCGCCCGGGAAUGAGCCUGACUACUUUGGAUAG